Messenger RNA from Schizosaccharomyces japonicus yFS275, 441 nucleotides. RefSeq names its product DASH complex subunit Dad4. The transcript has 2 exons. Lineage: Eukaryota; Fungi; Ascomycota; Schizosaccharomycetes; Schizosaccharomycetales; Schizosaccharomycetaceae. Gene Ontology annotation, cellular component: nucleus; DASH complex; kinetochore. Bases 53 to 271 code for a protein of 72 amino acids. Gene Ontology annotation, biological process: attachment of spindle microtubules to kinetochore. The record is from RefSeq and is a predicted model, not a curated record.
UCUUCUCGCCUCAAAUAUCAGUACUCAGAAUAGCAUAAAUGAAAAGAGCAAAAUGAACAAUCCUAUGGAAGAGCAGCAGAAUGCUAUUCUGGAACGUAUAAUUAAUAAUUUGGGGAAACUAAAUGAUUCCGUAAUAACAUUGAAUAAAAAGCUUCAGCAAGUGAACAUGGCAAAUAUGAACGUUGAACUCGCCAGCCAAAUGUGGGCAAACUACGCUCGGAAUGCAGUCUUUCACUUGGAAGAAACAGGGUCUCUCAAAAAGGCCAUUUAACACGUCUAGCGAAACUUGUUGUAGAGUGCAAGUAGAAUAAGAAUGAUCAGUAAUGCAAUAAUCAAGGUAGUGAUCGUUCUGUUCAUUGCGAGUCUGUAAUGGGUUAGCACAGUAAUCGUAAAUCAAUAAACUUACCGUCUUGCCAUUGUUUUGAUAGUCCGUAAACUGCG